Molecule: messenger RNA, 894 nt
Organism: Stegodyphus dumicola
Lineage: Eukaryota; Metazoa; Arthropoda; Arachnida; Araneae; Eresidae
Source: RefSeq, a predicted model, not a curated record
AUGGGUCCAAGAAAUUCAGUCACGUAUAUGUCGCCGCAAAUUCAAAAUGAGUUCAUUGGAAUUUUAGGAGAUAUAGUUCGCCAACAAAUUAUGUGUCAGGUACAAAAGGCCAAAUAUUAUUCUAGUAUACUAUUUGAUAGCAUUAGCAGUCCAGAUAUUUCACAUAACGAUCAAACAAGCCAAGUUGUGCGAUAUGUAAAGAUUGAAAAUCAGGAAGUAGAAGUGGUGGAAUCUUUUAUAGAUUUCAUUGAAACAAAAAAUAAAACUGCUGAAGCUAUUUCUGACAUGAUUUUAAGUAAGCUUAAAGCUGAUGGCCUUGAUAUAAUGGACUGCAGAGGUCAAACAUAUGAUAAUGCUGCUGUCAUGGCUGGAAAGCAUACAGGAGUGCAACAAAGAUUCAAAGACAUAAAUCCUAAUGCCGAAUUUGUACCUUGCUCAAACCAUUCGCUAAACCUGGUUUGUUUACAUGCUGCUUCAAUCGAAACCAAUUCUGUAACUUUCUUCGGCACUUUAGAACGUUGUUAUGCAUUCUUUUCCAUGUCAACACACCGUUGGGACGUUCUAAUUGCUGCUAUAGGCAAGACAUUAAAAACAAUUCAGGAUACACGAUGGAGCGCAAGAGCUGAAGCAGUAGAUAUCGCAUGGAACCACUAUAAGCUUAUUUUGACUGCUCUAGAAAAAUUGACAGAAGCAAGCGAAAAGGACACGAACACACGUAGGAACUGUGUUAGUCGCAAUGGAAUCAUUUUCUUUUUUAUGUCUCUUGGGCCUUUGGAACCUGUACUGCAUGAGGUAAAUGAUGUCCAAAUUUAUUUACAAACACAGGUAUUCAACGUGCAUCAGUGUGACAAAAAUAAAUGCUUUGCAGGCACUGCUCACAGAGAAACGAAAUGA